Corylus avellana is the source of this 1285-nucleotide messenger RNA. NCBI's taxonomy places the organism in Eukaryota, Viridiplantae, Streptophyta, Magnoliopsida, Fagales, Betulaceae. The record is from RefSeq and is a predicted model, not a curated record.
GCCACUUCAAGAGCUCAGAACUCAGAAGGGACUCUUCCUUUUUAUAUUGGAAACAAUUAUUCUCACACCCAGCAGUUCUGACAUCUCUCUCUCUCUCUCUCUCUCUCUCUCUCUCUGUUGCUUUGUUGCUUGCUUUAUGUUGAAGGUCAGAUAGAGAGACAACUCAGACAAAGGAGGAGGAAAGGGAAAAUGGGUGUGGGAACGAGCACUUUUGUAAUCAGAUGGAUCAACUUUCUCACCAUGCUUUUAGCUGUAACUGUCAUAAUUUUUGGGAUAUGGAUGAGCACCCAUCAAGAUGGCUGUCGAAAGUCCCUCACUCUCCCUGUUUUGGGCCUUGGUGCUGUUAUCUUUGUGGUAUCUAUAAUCGGGUUCUUUGGCGCACUCAAAAACAGCUCCAUACUCUUGUGGAUCGUAUCCUUUUCAAAAUGAGUUUAUUUGUGUCGUGUACAACAUUAUUUCGUUUCUCUUUCUUUAUUUUCUGGGUGCGCCUUGACGUGUUUCACUUGCAGUAUCUGAUCAUGUUGUGCUUCAUUCUGGUGGGAAUUCUAGUAUUCACUGUAUUGGCGUUUAUUGUAACAAAUAAUGGAUCUGGUCAUAGCGUUGUUGGUUUGAGGUAUAAAGAGUAUCAACUUCAAGACUAUCACUCAUGGUUUCUAAAACAGCUGAAUGAUACCGAAAAAUGGAAGCGCUUGAAGAGCUGUCUUGUGAAAUCUGAAGAUUGCAAUAACUUAUCGAAGAAGUAUAAGACCCUUAAACAAUAUAAAUUGGCAAAACUGAGCCCCAUUGAGGCUGGCUGCUGUCGACCGCCGUCUGAGUGUGGUUAUCCUGCUGUGAAUGCAUCAUACUAUGACUUGAGCUUUCAUCCAGUUAGUUCCAACCAUGACUGCAAACUUUACAAGAACUCCCGGGCCAUCAAGUGCUAUAAUUGUGAUUCCUGCAAGGCUGGUGUUGCACAAUACAUGAAAAUCGAGUGGAGAGUGGUUGCAAUCUUCAAUAUUGUUUUGUUUCUUGUCUUGUCGAUGAUAUACUUUGUCGGAUGCUGCGCACGACGAAACGCUGCCCAGAGCCAGAGCCGGAGCCGGAGCCGUUCGAAAGCUUGAGGAGGACCUAUUAUUCAUGCUGUGGGUUGGGAAGUUUGGGAGGCCUUUUACAAGAAACUUUGAAUUCAAUAGUGUACAAAUUUUUAAUUUCUGAUGAAAUGGAAACAAAUUGUGUAAUUUAUGUACUUGGUGAGCAAUAUUCUUCCAUCCGAUUCCUAUGAGUAAUGAAUCACAAUUCCAAAUCU